Tachysurus vachellii is the source of this 3197-nucleotide messenger RNA. RefSeq names its product APC membrane recruitment protein 3 (gene amer3). The transcript is spliced from 3 exons. Bases 74 to 2704 code for a protein of 876 amino acids. The record is from RefSeq and is a predicted model, not a curated record. Gene Ontology annotation, molecular function: phosphatidylinositol-4,5-bisphosphate binding; beta-catenin binding. Gene Ontology annotation, cellular component: plasma membrane. Gene Ontology annotation, biological process: regulation of canonical Wnt signaling pathway. NCBI's taxonomy places the organism in Eukaryota, Metazoa, Chordata, Actinopteri, Siluriformes, Bagridae.
AUUGCACCCAGGUCCCUCAUCCGCGCGCGUGCAGCAGUUCCUGACACUUCAGUUAUGAAUGUGACUUGGCAAUAUGGAAGUGUCAAAUAAACAAAAACAGUCUCAAGGGGACAAAAGUCAUAAAACUGAGACAAGUAUAGAUCAGUACACCGGAGGACACGACUCUUCUCACACCUCGGGUCACGUAACUGUUAGUGAAAGCAAUCUAAAUAUGUCCUCAGAGAAUCUACUGUCCCCAAAUACUCUGGACAUUUCUUCCCCUGAGGUCAGUCCCAGUCUCUCAGAUGGAUGGAGUCAUGAUAAAAAGAGCAGAACUCAUGACUGUAUGAUGGAAAUUGGACCAGAUAUCCCAGUAAGUCCUGAGAACAGAGAUGGAGCAUGGGCACCAUCUGUGUGCCAUCACGCCAGGCUUAUUAACAGUGUUAGCUUGCCUGGAUUUGGUGCAAAUCAUCAGUUGUUACAUAAAAAUCAGAAUACAUCUGCCAACAAUCGGGACAUCAUUGAUUACCACAAUCUGACACCUCAAGUGCCAUUUGUACCUUCCAUAGCCAAGUCCAUUCCAAAGAAAAGGAUCUUUCUUAGGAAGCCUAAAAAGACCAUCAAAGACCUUUUUGUCUACAAAAAGCAGAACAGUGAGAAAGCAUCACCAUGUCCACCAUGUCCACCAUGUCCACCAUGCCAUGACUGUAGACCAACAAAGAAAGAAACUAAGAAGUCUAUAAAAUGUCGUGAAUCUAGAACGUCUCACAAAACGUACGAUAUACAUUCUGACUCCUGGAGCGAAGGAUGUGCUAACGUAAGUGAGGAUGCUCUGUCACUGAAAAGCUUCGGCUCUCAAGCUGGUUGUGGAGAGAUAUUUGCAGAUGAGGAAUAUCUGGUCUCUCUUGAAGGGAUGCCAAAACUUAAAACAAACAGGGAUACCAGUGAAACUCCAAAGCGAAGUCUGGUUGCCUUUCAGGGUGGUAUGGAGCAACUAGCAUCACCUUCUCAUCCUGAAGUUUUGGACUUGUUUGAAAUGUGGGAUACAAUCAAUGGGACCGGUCUUUUUAAUCAAAGUUCAGGUAAAGAAACAAAUACAACUUCUACACCCUCCUCAAACAAGACAGUGUACCCAAAUGUUACAGGACAAGAAAAUCAGACAGUGACACCAAAAAGUGAGAACCAAGAAAGUACCAGUGAUGAGGGUUACUGUGAUGGUGUUUCUGCUGAAGAUCACACUGGUCAGUCUCUAACACCAGUUUUUUCCAGAAAGUUCCCUAGGGACACCUACAGUGGAGACGCUCUCUAUGAGUUAUUUUAUGACCACAAUGAGGCAGAAAUAUCCCCCGUUUUUGAUGAUGAAAUGGAUCUGAGCAGCAUCAUUGGCCUGCCAAGUCCAGACCUUCCUUUGUCCAUGUACAGCUUCCAUAUCGGAUCAGAAGAGAAUCUGGCACCUCCUCUGUCAGUAGACUUCAUUAGCCAUGACUUUCUCCAGAGCAACUGGGUAGGAAAGGACUGCUUACUGAAGCUUUGUGAUACAGAGAUUUCCCUGGCUAUGGGCAUCGUCAACUGGAUGAAAUAUAAGGCAAUCCAGGGUAACCAAACAGAUUUUGGAACUCCAGUGAUUAGUACAGGCAGUAAUAGAGAUGUAUUCCACAAAGAAGAAGUUCAAACACAACUUGAAAAGGUCCCAAGUAAAGCAGUUCUGAGGACUGCUCAUGGUAGAGACAACAAAACUGACCUUAAAGUGAGCAAACCAUGUCAAGUAGAUGCUGAGCAUCUGUCAUGGGAUACAAUGAAACUCCAAGCUGGAGUUGUUACAACACCAGAGAGCCAAACCAGGACCCCAACAAGUCACCUAUGCUUCCGGAUAUUCAAUAUCAACUCGGUAUCGACACCCAACACGGAUACGGAGUCUCCAGUAGGACAUUCUCCUGACUCUGGAACUAGCUCCUUGUUUGUUCUGGCCAUAAAGAAAGAAUCUCUUUGUGAAUCUUGCAAGCUUUCCCUGAAACACGGUGCCAAGGAGCUGCAUCUGUGCAAUUCAUGUACCUCCUUCAUUGAGCAAAUAAAGACAUCAGAGUUGUGGCCUCGUGCCCAUCUUUACCAAGCUAAGCUCACAGGAAGUCCCCAAACCUUGCUUCCGUCUCCAAGUAGCAGUUGCGCUAUAGCGAGUGACAUAAGUAUUCUUUCACUAGUCGAGCAGUGUGCUAAUCAGAUGUCUUCUCUGAAGUUUAACCAGCAUCAAGAUCCUUCUGAUCACGAAACAAGAGCUAUCACCAAUCAAGGAAGUGAUAACUAUCCAAGGAAAGAUGCUACCAUGAAGUCCAAGCCCAGGAAGAAAGGGAAUGUAUCAGGAAAAGUGUGUGAUGAUACAAAUGUCCCAGACAGUCUCAGUCAUGUUGCGUGUAAACCAUCCCGUAUCACAGACAACAAAUCAGACAGUUCAGGUCUGAAAACCUACAAGAAUCGAUGCUACCUACAAAAUAAUUCAUUGAAGGUCACUGAUGUAUCUCAAGCUUCAAGGCCAACUUCUCUUCCUCUCACAAGUGCUACCUCUUCUUAUUACUCUAAAAAAGAGCACUGCAAUACCGUCAAGGUCAAAGAAAAAACGUGUGAAAGGUUGCGACGAGACAGGAGACCACCGGUGACUCGGGACGGUUUAUCAGACUGCGUCACGUUAGAAGAGAAGAAGAUGGAACGAAGAUGCAGGAUAAAGAAAUAAAGCAGAUUGUCGUCUCAGCUUCACAGCCACGUUGUCAGGCAGCUCAUGAUUUCACCAGCUGUCAGAAUGUAGAUUUAUAAUAAAAAGUGUUACUGUUCCUCUGAAUAAGGACAUCGUUUCUCUUCCCUCAUCAACAGAUUUAAUUUAAUGUAGAUAUAAAUAACUGAACAUCAGUGUUUCUGUGAUCACUGACAGGUCCAGAGUUCUGCUGCGGUUCUGCUGUAAGUCACUCAUUAUGAAGAACGUUUCUAAAGGCAGAUUCUCACCACUGUGUGUGUUUGUGUCGUACGUCUGGGUUUAAACCUGUUAAAGAAGGUCAUUAAUGUAUGUUCAUGCACAAGAUCAAAUUCAACAGAGUUCUUUAUUUUUAUUUUUCUUCAGUAUUUACUUUUAUUCAUUUUUAUUCUGCUGAUUUUUACAAACUUUACAUUUAUUUAUUAUUCAGUUAUUUAUCUUUUAAAGAACUAUAAACUACAUAUAAAUGUUAAACACC